UCUGGUCACGUGGUCGGGGUCACAGUCGGCUUUUUUCGCAAGGACGAAACAUGGCAGCGACAGCAGCAAGCAAGAAGGUGUUUGAAGUAUUUGUGUCAAAAGUACCAUGGACCGUAGCAACGAGGGAAAUGAAAGAAUAUUUUGGGCAGUUUGGCCAGGUGAAGAAGUGUCUACUGCCAUUUGAUAAAGAGACAGGUUUUCAUAAGGGGUUUUGCUGGGUAGGGUUCACUACAGAGGAAGGACUGCACAAUGCAUUACAAAAGGAUCCUCACAUCAUUGAAGGAGCAAAGCUCCAGGUGCAAAAAAACAGAAAGCAGUUUUCUGGAAGAAAAUCAAACAAAGAAGCAGACGACAUCUGAAGAAGACAUCAGAAAUGAUCUGAUUUCAAGCAUCAAAUGUAUUCAGUAACACAGAAUUGUAUUUAUUGUGGAUGUCUCUUCACUGGGCAUACUUGUUUUUCAGAAGCUAAACUUGUUUUAUUGUCUAGUGUUUGGUUUUUCUUAUAAAAAGUGUAAUGAAAUGUGAGUCAAAUAAAAUUAAAAUUUGCAAAGUCA
This is a messenger RNA of Onychostoma macrolepis, 554 nucleotides long. RefSeq names its product SRA stem-loop interacting RNA binding protein (gene slirp). NCBI's taxonomy places the organism in Eukaryota, Metazoa, Chordata, Actinopteri, Cypriniformes, Cyprinidae. The record is from RefSeq and is a predicted model, not a curated record. Bases 51 to 359 code for a protein of 102 amino acids. The transcript is spliced from 4 exons. Gene Ontology annotation, molecular function: RNA binding.